This is a messenger RNA of Acipenser ruthenus (sterlet), 4122 nucleotides long. Its product is annotated as protein NDRG4. Gene Ontology annotation, cellular component: cytoplasm. Bases 146 to 1447 code for a protein of 433 amino acids. The record is from RefSeq and is a predicted model, not a curated record. NCBI's taxonomy places the organism in Eukaryota, Metazoa, Chordata, Actinopteri, Acipenseriformes, Acipenseridae. Gene Ontology annotation, biological process: signal transduction; brain development; positive regulation of ERK1 and ERK2 cascade. The transcript has 17 exons.
UGACAGAGUUUGAAUUCAGUGCCAGCUUUCAGUCUGAUGCAGUGGGGAUCUUGCCAUGUGAAUCAACAGCCCUCCUUCCCUCUCCCUUCCUCUCUCUCCCUGUCUCGCUUUGACAGGGAGGGGAGAUCACAGACUCGUCAGAUUCAUGCUGUAUCACCUCACACGUGUAUCUGUUUAUUACCCUCCCUCUCUGUGCGAACGGCUAUCUAAACACAUCUAUCCCUGCGAGAUAAGAGACGAGACGCUGAAAGCCAAGAUAAACCUAAACCAUAUCACAGACCUGCUCUGUGACAGGAUGGCUGGGUUCAAGGAGCUACGAUUCACUGAGGAGAAACCCCUGCUGCGAGGCCAGGACACUGAGAUGGAAAACUGUGAUGCUUUCAUCCCAGUUGUGGACACAGACUGGAAGGAACACGAUAUUGAGACCCCCUACGGGCUGCUCCACGUUGUGAUCAGAGGGGCUCCGAAAGGAAACCGCCCCGCUAUCUUGACCUACCACGAUGUGGGCCUUAAUCAUAAGCUGUGCUUCAACACGUUCUUUAACUUCGAGGACAUGCAGGAGAUCACCAAACACUUUGUGGUGUGCCAUGUGGAUGCACCCGGACAGCAGACUGGAGCUUCACAGUUCCCACAGGGAUACCAGUAUCCAACCAUGGACCAGCUGGCUGGUAUGCUGCCCAGUGUAGUCCAGCACUUUGGGUUUAAGAGCAUCGUUGGAAUCGGGGUUGGAGCUGGGGCCUAUGUCUUGGCUAACUUUGCUCUCAUUUUCCCUGAACUGGUGGAGGGUCUGGUCCUCUUAAACAUUGACCCCAAUGGCAAGGGCUGGAUCGACUGGGCAGCUACCAAGCUGUCUGGAUUGACCAGUGCUCUACCUGAAACUGUCCUGACCCACCUCUUUAGCCAGGAGGAGCUGAUGAACAACACAGAGCUGGUGCAGAGCUACAGGCAACAGAUUGGGACCAGUGUUAACCAGUUCAACCUGCAGCUCUUCUGGAACAUGUACAAUGGUCGCAGAGACCUAGAAAUGAGUAGGCCCGGGACAGUUCUUAAUGCCAAAACCUUGAGGUGCCCAGCAAUGCUGGUUGUUGGAGACAAUGCCCCUGCUGAAGAAGGAGUGGUUGAAUGCAACUCUAAGUUGGACCCAACCAAUACCACCUUCCUCAAGAUGGCUGAUUCUGGUGGACUCCCCCAGGUGACACAGCCUGGAAAACUCACUGAAGCCUUCAAAUAUUACCUUCAGGGAAUGGGAUACAUUGCGUAUCUAAAGGAUCGAAGGUUGAGUGGAGGAGCAGUGCCAUCAGCCAGCAUGACCCGCCUGGCACGCUCUCGAACCACCUCUCUGACCAGCGCCAGCUCCGUGGAUGGCAGCCGCCCGCGCACCUGCACUCACUCGGACAGCAGUGAUGGCAUGGGCCAGAUCAACCACACCAUGGAAGUGUCCUGCUGAGGGAGAGGGGGAGAGAAACAGAGAGGCAAAGAAGAAAGACGUCGACCUAUAAUCGGCACGCGUGUGGAGUCGCUUUAUCUGAACGCCCCCCCCACUACCCACUACCCACUAGCUCUAUAACUAACACAAAUGCGAAAGUUGUUCCUUGAAUUUUAAAAACAAAUAACAGUAGCCAUUGUUCUAGCUGGUUUCAUGUGGCGAUUUGUGUGCAUUUCGAAGUACCCUUCCUCCCUUUCUGAACCUUUCAUUCCUGUGUUUCAUUUUACAAAAUACAUACCUUUUAAAUACAUACAUCUGAAGUAGAGAAUAAAGGGGGGCUCUAAAGCGUGGAAUAAGAACUCAACUUCAAGUAUUAAAAAUGUUAAAAGGAGAUAGUAGCUUAGAAUCACAAAUCAAUCAAGUACCAAUCAGAAUGGGGCAAGCUUCUUGGCAACAUGAAAAGUAAUUGUUCUUUUAAAGUGAUAUGCAAACACACUAUUUAAUUUAGUUUAUGAACACCUCAUAAGUAUUGGUGCAAAAAAUUACAACCUUUAGUACAUUGACAACUAAGAAUUACCAUAAUCUAGCCUCAAAAUACUCUACAAAGCAAUCUCUAAAAAAAAGACUUCCUAACAAACUGCAGACCCUUUUAUUGAACGAUGUUAGUUCUGGUGUGUCUGCGAAAACCCUCCUUGGAUCUUCUCCCAAAGCAACGAGCGACCUAUCUGUUUGGGUGACACUAAACCAAUGUAGGGGUCGAGUAAUGAAGCUGGUACUAUAGUGCAUUCUUGAUGGACUUGACACAAGUCAUUACAAUCAAAAGAAAUCAACUGAUUUCAUUAGAAAUUUUAACAUACAGUAAGAUCAAAGAAGAAUGGGAGUAAAUUACAGAUUUACAAUAAUUAUAUUUGCUGCAAUACUUUAAUUGCCAGUUAUCUACAGAACUUUCAUUUAUACUCCAAUUAUAAAUGCAGACCAAAAACACACUUCUAAAAGGAGAAUGUAGACUCUACCCAGAUUGGUUUCUACAAAUUACAACUUCCACUAGAAUGUCUAUCAGUUCGAGAGACUCAUGCUUUUGUGCACUCAGAACUGGAAAACAGAUCAGGGACUGUAGAGUUUCCUUGAUGUUUUAAGGUAUAGAUGGAUUUGAGGGGAUUUUCAUUUCACAAUAAGAUGAGACUUCAAAAUAAAUAACUCUGUACUAAAAUAGUCAUUGAUUAUGCCAGUUUGAUACUUCCAUUUCCUGUUAGAAGUGUGUUUAUCAAUCUGUUUGUGGAUUUCAGUCUACCUGUCAGCCAAUCAAAAUUCAGGUGUGUCAGUUCCCCAGUGAUAAGCUUUAAGUGUUUUCUUGAAUGACAAUCACCUUGGUAACACAGAAUAUCAGCUCAAUCAGUUUUAAACUCUGUUAGUUAUGGUUAUCUGUAACGGGAGGAUUAAUUACUUCUAUCUAUACGGGGUGGGGCUGUUAGAGCCUUCAGCUCUUAAUCUGGAAUGUAGGGCAUGCCCCAUAACUGCAUACAAAUGAACAGCCCCCCCCUUUUUAAAGCCAUUUUGCCAGUGAAACCAUGAACCAUGCCUUGUUGAAACAACAAAAUAUUACAUACCUACGUACCUCCCUGCCAGCCCACACACCUAAAGCUGUAUAUUUAGUCAGCAUUUAUAUUGCAUGACCUACGCCUAUCUGAGAAUGCUCGUCAUUUAAGCGUUUUUGUUUCUGCAGAACAUGCUCUUUAUUUUCUUUCAUCGGUUUUCUCUUGACUUUCAUCGUGCCAACACCAGCCUAGUAUUGUAAAUUUUAAAAAUUGUUAUUUUGCACAAAGGAUUACGGCAUACAAUCAGUCAGAGAUGUCAUGAUAGUAGUUAAAAAUCAAAGCUAUUGUGUCCAUCAUUCACCUUGCAAUGAUAGACGGUAUACUUCUUUUAAUCUUUAAAAAAAAAAAAAAAAAAAAAAGAUACAGGGCUUGAACUGUUAAUUCUCACACAAUUUUAAAUGUAAUAAGGGGUUAAGAAAUGAAUAGAACUGAGGGACUCUGAAGCAGAGUGGACUAGUGGCCAGAGCUGACUCAACCUCCUUACUCCUUACCGUCCUGUACAUCGAGAUUCUCCUGUUCUUAUUGGCCCAAACUGAGUCCCGCUGCAUGAGCCUUUCACACAGCAUUCUCAAUCCAAUAAAGUACAACAUAGUCUACCACCAUCCAAUCUUUUACCACCUUACAAUGGAAUAGAAUAUUAAUGUGCACAGAGAAUGCAUUGUGACAGCUCUAAACAAUUGUUGAAACAAUGUUCAGUGGCUUCAGGUGCAGUAGAAGACCUUCAAUGUGCUUCCCCUACAUAUUUGGUGUACAUCCUACUAAGCUUUAGCACUGUAGAUAAUGUGUGUUUUUAGAGUGAUUAUGAAAUAUGUAUUCAAUACUUGCCUAGUAUUGUGAUGAGUACUGUGUUUUUUUCCCCCUUUUUUAUGAUAAAAGUGUUCUCUUGUGGUGUAGUUGUUCCGGUGAGUAAUUAUUUUUGUAUUCAGCAAUAAGUUGUUUUGUUCUCUUGCUAUCUUGCGGGUGCUGCUUGGAGAUGACUCUUACCCACAGCAUUUAGGUACCACAGUAAAUUGCUUAUGAUUCUGAAGUACUAUAUAAAAGGUGUCACUGUUGAUGUAACAAAAUAUCAUGUGUGGUUCAACAAUAAAGAGGUUUAUCUCA